Molecule: messenger RNA, 1521 nt
Organism: Synchiropus splendidus (mandarinfish)
Lineage: Eukaryota; Metazoa; Chordata; Actinopteri; Syngnathiformes; Callionymidae
Exons: 5
Coding region: 255-1433 (392 amino acids)
Biological process (GO): negative regulation of DNA-templated transcription; negative regulation of circadian rhythm
Cellular component (GO): nucleus
Source: RefSeq, a predicted model, not a curated record
GGUAUUGUGUCUGGUCGGUGGUCUGGUCCAACAGGCGGCCCCGAGUUCAUGCUAGGUAACCCGGACCCGCGCGUCCUCUCCCGCCUCGCUGUCCAGUCCACCACGCCUCGCGUCUACUUUGCUCGGACGUCGGGAGCCGCGGAUGUAGCUCAGGACCGCCUCAAAUGGAGCGGUCAAGGUAGCAGCAACAAGCCGCCGGGCUGUGUCGCCAUGUGAUUUUUCACUCACCGCGGGAUUUAUCGAGAGGCUCCAGCAUGCCGAAGGAAAAGCCGUGCCUGAGUCAGGUCACGUCCACCAAGUGUGCCAAAGACAAGAGCAACAGUUCGACCCUGCUGGCCAUGCGCGACGCCAAGCACUCGAACGUCUCCAGCGGACGAGGCUCCUGCUACAGCUCAGAGAAUGACUCGGGCUUCUCUGACAACGGAUCGGAAUGGCAGCAGACAGAUUCGGAGGAGCAGCAAAGCUUGAAGAGUCAGUCUUCAGCGGAAGCAAAGACCCACCAAAAAGAUGGGCGGGACUCAGGGAAGCCUGCUGUGGCCGCUGCUGGACCCCCGAUCCAGCCCCUCUACAUCAUCAAGAACAUUGUUGUGAACCAGGGCGACAAGGCUGAGCCCAGCGUGGCUGAGCCGACCCUCCCCAUCAUCGUAGCACCUGACUCAACCCAGCAGAUGCAUGGUGGCAGUAGUGACCCGCUUCCUGCUCCUCACCUGAUCCUCCUGCAGCAGCCCAUCUUGAUGCCCACCUCCUUCCAGAGCCACAAGUCUGUGACACGGAAAGCCAACGCCGCCGGGAGGAAGGCGAGCGCCACGUACUUGCCGAUACUGAACUCUUACCCUCGCAUCGCGCCGCACCCCUGCAAGAAGCAGCCGCCUGACAAGGCCGUCAGCGAAGCGCAGAACCUCAUCAAGAGGGUCUGCACCGAGCCAGUGGCGGGGCCCAAGCAGAAUGUUCCGGCGCAGCCUGAAAAAGUCCCGCAGAGCAGCUCGCGCCACCGUCGCUUCCUCAACACCGUGGGGAUCCUGAGUCAGUCGGGGCUGCUGGACAUCACCGUGCAGACCAAAGAGCUGCUGCACCAGAGCAUGGCCACCGACCGAGACAUCGCUCUGCUGCGGCAGCACACCGAGCUGCUGUGCCAGGCCGCCUGCAGCGGCAGCAGCACGCCCCCUGGUGGCAGACCUGCCUGGGAGAGCCUGCACAGGAUGAUGCAGGAAUCGGGCUGCUACCCCGACCUCAGCCCUCUGCAGGAGCAGACCAGUCAGCCGAGGAAAGCUGAGCUGAAGGCGGCCACGCACUGUGACACGCAUCCUGCCUCUGAAAUACUCGAGCCAAACGGAAACCGUGAGCCGCCUCAGUUGAACCGCGUCCAGGAGCAGGAACUCAAGGCAGCUUCUUCCAAGGUGGCUGUCAUGAGUCCUGAUAGUUCCACCAGCUAAAACAGACUUGUAACAUUCGAAGGGCGAGUCGCGGAGCAAGUGCCACUGAAGUGCACGACAGCCGCUCUUGUUUUGAAGAGCUCUGACA